ACUAAUUUCUAAGACCAAACAUGACUUAAAUGACGAAUCAAAGAAAAUUUGUAGAGUUUUUAGCAACAUAACACACAUAGCACAUAAGAAUCUCCUCAAGAAAAAUAUGGGUCUGACUAGGUAGUGUAAUACCAACUGCUUGAUGAGGAACUAGUUGAUCAGAGGUUUGAAGGUCUUGAUCCAUAUUAAUUCUGUCAUAAGCCUAUUUCAAUCCAUCUUCAUCAUUUUUCAUGGCUUAAUAAACAAAGUAGAGUAUUAUAGAGAGGAAAAAAAAUCUUAGGGAGAAUCCAUUGAAGAAGAGUACUUUUCUGCAUUGGAAUAAACAUAAAUGGCUACGUAAACAGAGCUUUGCCCUGUGGGACACAUAACACCCAACUAGCACAACAAGAUGGACAUAAGACAAAAAGAAACUGAGAAAUGAAAGGAUGGGUGUAUGGACGCGACCGAACUUCGGGAGGAAGUUUGUGAAGGUCCAUUUCAUGGAAUAUGCGUUCGAUCAUACUAGAAGAAAGCGAAAGGAAUGAAAUCUCAACCGCACGAUACACCAUCAAAAUCAAACUUGGCUAGGAAGUAAGUCUGUUAUACAAUACACUUAAAGUUGCAUUGUGAAUUGCAUAUAGAAAAUAGAGGGAAAAGGAAGGUUUCUGACGCGGUCUUCUUAAGCUACAUGGAGUCAAGAAGUGGGAUCCACUUGCUAUGCCUAUUUCCAAGCUUCUUCCAAAGUGUCUAGUCCGAACUCUCUUUCUCUCUAUAUAUAUACACACCCACAAAUGGGAGAGGCACGUAGUACUCCUAUGCUAUAUUAUAUUGACAGUUUUAUUCAGUUCCACCAUUGAGUUUCUUCUUCUUCUUCAUCCUAGUAAUAAUAGUAGUAGUGUUUGUUUAUUUGAUUCCCAAGUGUUAAGUAUGUCAGGAGGAGGAAUGAUAGGCAGGGAUUUGGAAACUUUACCGGUGGGGUUCAGAUUUGCUCCCACCGAUGAAGAACUGGUUGAUAAAUAUUUGACGUGGAAGAUACUGGGCAUGGAUUCCGAGGUAGAGAUCAUCCCUGAGGUUGAUGUCUGCAAAUGGGAGCCUUGGGAAAUACCAGGCUUUUCAGUGAUAAAAACAUACGAUCCAGAGUGGUUCUUCUUCAGUCUUCUUGAUUACAAGUAUUCAAAUGGCAGUCGUUCCAACAGGGCAACAAAUGCUGGCUACUGGAAACCCACUGGUCAGGAUCGUGACAUCUUCUCUGGCACCAACAAAGAGGUGAUUGGUACCAAGAAAACUUUGGUUUUCUAUAGAGGCCGUGGUCGUGGUGCCACCAGGACCAACUGGGUUAUCCACGAGUAUCACACAAAUAUUGCCAGCCUUCCUGCAAAUAGGGCCUAUGUUCUGUGUCGCUUAAAGAGAAAAACAGAUGAGAAUACAGAGUCUGAUAUUCCAACCCCUGAUGGGGAUGUUGCAGGUGGGUUCUCUCCAGAAAUUAACUUUAAUGGCGUGUUAUCUGAACUGCCAAUCAUUCAAGAAACUUGGCUGAUGAAUGUGGAACUUGACAAUUCAUCUACAGGUACUGGGAUUCAUCCGAAUGGCCCAGCCAACAACAUGACCUUAGGUGCUGGGCCGAGCCACCAUUCUAGCGAUAUUGCUUCUGAUAUUCGAAAUUAUCAAAUAGAGGAAAUGACUUUUGAGGAUCCUCAGCUACAAGGUUUAUUAAAUGAUAUCACAUUUACUCCACCGGGUUCUGAUUGGUUCUCUGGAACACAGCAAGGACUUGGCUUGGAUCUCCCAUCUCACAGUGGCUUUAACAAUAACUAUGGAAGUAUGCAGUUUCAGGAUGGGGUUGAUACAGAAGAUUUCGUGGAUAGUCUCAUCGUUGAUCCGGAUGAAAACCACUAUGAAGGAUUAACAGGUCAAGGGAGCUCAGCUGUUGACGGUUGGAACCUGAACAAGGGUUAUGUUAGCAGGCUAUCAGCCCGCCCAAAGGGCCCAGUGAAGGGAGUGUAUGGUAAGGGCGGUGGCUCAAGCAGUAACACAGACACUGCAGUGCUCCAAGGUUCAAUAUGGAAUUGGCCCGUUGGAAUGAAUAAAAAGGGUUCCUUCAGUUCCUCAGAGACAGCUUCUGCAAGCCAUGAGCCAAGUUCCUUACCAGGUACCAACCGGCCAGUCAUAGCCAAAAAAAUUCACACAGUGAAGAAGCAUCAAGGAAGAGAAGCAUGUAUGUUUUUUUAGCAUCAUGGAGAUAUCUUAAACUCAAAGGGUUUUGCAAGGAUGAGACUUACAUAGUUGGCCUUGUUGGUAAAUGCCUUAUAUGGAGUGAGGUUUAGUUUUUUAUGGAUGUAUGAAAAUGUAUGUCGUCUUUAAGGUUAUUUGGGUGUUACAAGCAGUUUGGAUAGUAGAUGUAACAUUGGUGAAGACUCGAGAAACAAGUGGGUUUUGGAGUAUAGAGAUAUCUUAAACUCGAGUUUGCAAGGAUACUACUUAAGUAGUUGGCCAUAGUUUGUUGAUGCAAUAUGUGGAGUGCUAGAUAUAUAUGAGUGUUAUAGGGCAGUCCUUAUCAUAGAUGUAUGUAGUGUGUUCAUUGUAAAGAGGAACAAAGCAGGUGGCUAUCCUUCUUUAUAGUACUGUCCUUAAUGACUUAAAUUUAGGGAGCUUUUGGAUUUUGUUUUACUUCAUCAUUUGGUGUCCUUAUGUAUGGUUGGCUUGUCCCUAGUGGCUGAAAGAGUGUUUUGAUUUUAUUUUCUUGAU
This is a messenger RNA of Vitis riparia (riverbank grape), 2724 nucleotides long. RefSeq names its product NAC domain-containing protein 91-like. Bases 697 to 2208 code for a protein of 503 amino acids. The record is from RefSeq and is a predicted model, not a curated record. Lineage: Eukaryota; Viridiplantae; Streptophyta; Magnoliopsida; Vitales; Vitaceae. Gene Ontology annotation, molecular function: DNA binding. Gene Ontology annotation, biological process: regulation of DNA-templated transcription. The transcript has 5 exons.